AUGACGUUAGCAGAAGAUAUGGGAGCUAAAGCGUUAAAAGUCUUCAGCGACUCAUUACUGAUAGUUAGCCAAAUUAAAGGCAAAUUCGCGGCAAAAUACUUUAAAAUGGCCAUGUACUUAGAAAUAGCUCAGCGUAAGAGUAAAGUGUUUGACCCGUUUGACAUUUUGCAGAUACCAAGGGACCAGAAUGCGCAGGCGGAUGCGUUGGCCAAUCUCGGAUCCUAUUUAAGGGACAUUUCGUUUACUUCUGUCCCUAUAGUUCAUCUGGCAAAUUCCGCAGUCGCUAAGAAUGUUGAAGACACCAUCGCAGCAACGACCGAACAACCUCAAGACACACAAAAGGUCGUUGGUAGUAUCGGUAACCACGUGGCUACGAGUGACCCUGACGUUGAGGAGGUAAGUGUCAGUUGGACAAAACCGCUUUAUGAUUAUCUUGCUAACGACGUGCUUCUAGCAAACAAGGCAGAGGCGCGCAAGAUUCGGUUCAAAGCGUCUACCUACAUGCUCAUCCAAGGAGUACUAUUCAAGAAAUCUGCUGCAGGGUCCCUAUCUGCGUUGUUUGGAAAAAGAUCAGUGGGAACAAGUCUUGGAGGACAUGCAUGA
Messenger RNA from Beta vulgaris subsp. vulgaris (sugar beet), 603 nucleotides. RefSeq lists its product as uncharacterized. Lineage: Eukaryota; Viridiplantae; Streptophyta; Magnoliopsida; Caryophyllales; Amaranthaceae. Gene Ontology annotation, molecular function: nucleic acid binding; RNA-DNA hybrid ribonuclease activity. The record is from RefSeq and is a predicted model, not a curated record. The transcript has a single exon. Bases 1 to 603 code for a protein of 200 amino acids.